CUGUCAAACCCAAGCUAGCUAGCUGUACUGACGCCUAACGUUGUUUUUAAUUUAGCAAAAAAUGUUUGAGUAACGAGUUAGCAUCUGUUUUAAAAGGACACUUACAAAUCUGAACUAAAUUCGGUGAGUUAAAUCGCUAAGCUUUCCCUACGUGCAGGAGGCUAAAGGACCAACUAAGAAGUUAGCAACGUCAACACAAGCUGCAGUGGAUGGACUCAUCUUUUUACGGUUUCAGAUCUGGUUAUGCAAAAGGGACACCAAUCCGUACCCAUGAAUGAGGAAUGAACCUGAACCCCUUCUGGAGCAUGUCUGCCAACACAAGUCGUAAGAGAUCUGAUGAGGAGCAGAGCGGGCACACAGACCAGAGAGCCAGCCCAGCCCGGACUUCUCACAAAAAGCACCUUCCACCAAUUCCUAAAAAUGCAGUCCCUGUUAGCAAACCAGCAUCGAUGGGCACURCAGCUCACUCAGCCAAUGGCUUACAUGCGUCCUAUGGCCCCUUUUAUCUGGAGUACUCUCUGCUGGCUGAGUUCACACUAGUGAUUAAACAGAAACUCCCUGGAAUUUAUGUCCAGCCAUCAUACAAGUCGGCACUAAUGUGGUUUGGAGUCAUAUUCAUCAGGCAUGGUUUAUACCAAGAUGGUGUCUUCAAAUUCACCAUAUAUAUUCCAGACAACUAUCCAGAUGGGGAAUGUCCCAAACUGGUAUUUGACAUCCCAGUCUUCCAUCCCCUGGUUGACCCCAUGUCAGGGGAGCUUGAUGUUAAAAGAGCUUUCACCAAAUGGAGGCGGAAUCACAACCACAUCUGGCAUGUCCUGAUGUAUGCGCGUACAAUUUUUUACAAGAUCAAUACAACAGAGCCACUCAACCCAGAAGCUGCUGUGCUGUAUGAGAAAGAUGUGCAGCUGUUCAAAAGCAAAGUGGUAGACAGCGUUAAACUAUGCAACAGUCAUCUUUUUGACCAGCCCAAGAUUGAUGAUCCCUACGCAAUAAGUUUUUCUCCAUGGAACCCAGCAGUUCAUGAAGAGGCAAAGGAGAAGAUGUUCAUUCACAAAAGACGGCCCGAUGAACACCACAGGGGAACACAGGUGUCGGGGUUAUCUUGGGUAAAGCCUGGUUCUACCCAGCCCUUCAGCAAAGAGGAAAGUCCUCCCCAGAGUUGAACCUGCACUGUGGCCACUAGAGGGAGAUACAAACAUUCAAAGCUGCUGGCUUGCCUCCCUCCCCCCCCCCCCUUUUUUUCCUGUUUUGAAUGAAGUGGAACCUUGCAAUGGUUGGGAGUACUUUGUUCUCCACCUUAUUUCUCAGCUUUAAAAGCUUUCUUAGCAUUACAUGACAAAGCUCUAGAUUAAGUGAAACUGGUUUUGUAUCAUCUGUAAAUUCACAAUGACAAAUGGAUGUCUCAACUCAAUUCAGGCUGUGAUGCAAAUCAGUGCUUUUUCAUUCAUCCCACAGCCCAUGCACAUUUGGUUAAGCAGUAAGGUUAGGCCCCAAAAAGAAGUGAAAGUGAAGCACUUUUUAUACAUGUGGUAUGUGUGGUGGACUGCAUGGUGAAUACCACUUGUUGAAACUGGUUUAGGACUGUUUGUCAGACUGGGAAUGUUGUCAACUACAGCUCUGAAUGAAACCUCCUAAUCCCACCCUCCCCCAGUACAGUCUGAGAUAACGUUUUCUCUUUCUUACUGAAGAGCAAAUUUUUUUGGUGUUGUUUUUAUUGUGUAAACUAUUUUUUGUAGCUUCUAAUAUAUUAAUGUUUAAAGCAGAACAGGCAGCAAGUAUGGGUUUUAAAUCAAAUGCUUCAUAAGUAAGCUCAUUUUAUUUUGUUGGAUUUUAAAUCAUUUUGAAUGCUUUUUUUGUUUUGGGUAUUAAAGGUCUAUUGUGUAAAUAAUGGAUGCUGUGAUAAAGUUUGAUUUCCAUUGGUUUUCUUCUUUUUUAUAGGUAAGCUGAGAUCCCAAGUCACAGAUCAUCCUGCAGGAUUUCUAUUUUAAGUUUGAGAGUAAAUAAUGUAUUUUGAUAAGGUUUAGUUGUCCAACACUAUCUGAGGAGUGCAACAUUUUAAUGUACAAAAUUUAAGAUAUUAAACUUAAAUUUUAUUGCA
Molecule: messenger RNA, 2098 nt
Organism: Austrofundulus limnaeus
Lineage: Eukaryota; Metazoa; Chordata; Actinopteri; Cyprinodontiformes; Rivulidae
Gene: aktip
Product: akt interacting protein
Exons: 10
Coding region: 282-1163 (293 amino acids)
Source: RefSeq, a predicted model, not a curated record